This is a messenger RNA of Macrosteles quadrilineatus (aster leafhopper), 2568 nucleotides long. Its product is annotated as putative lipid scramblase CLPTM1. Lineage: Eukaryota; Metazoa; Arthropoda; Insecta; Hemiptera; Cicadellidae. The transcript is spliced from 13 exons. The coding region runs from base 184 to 2109 and encodes 641 amino acids. Gene Ontology annotation, cellular component: endomembrane system; membrane. The record is from RefSeq and is a predicted model, not a curated record.
UGCUGUGCAAUAGCCUUUUUCAGUCUGCUGCUACCCAGCCAGACUGGUAUUGAAAUUUUGGAAAUAUAACUUUACAAUUAUUGAACGAAAUGGUGUAAAAAGUGAAUUAAAAAUUAUUCAGUGCAAUUGCACUUUCAUCGAAUUACUACAUUUCAGUCAUAAAGCUAGUCCCGGACUUCUAAAAUGGUCGAAAUUAAAGAAGUGACAGGUGAUUCAAGUAGUGGGGUGAAUGAAGUCAGCCCCAGUGAUGGAGUUGUUCAGGCACAAGCUAAUGGUGAAGCUCCUGCAGAGCAACCGGAAGCGGCACAAGAAAACCCACAUCAGCCAAGCAGGAUGGAAUCAUUCUUCGCCAUCACCAAAUCCCUCAUUCUUCGAGCCUUGAUUUUCUACUUUAUCACGUCAUUCUUUCGAAGACCAGCCCCGACCCCGGCUGAGCAAGGAGUCCCAGCUGUUGGAACAAAACUGCCUGCGUUCAACUACUUUCAAAAUGGAUCAAAUAUGGAUAUGCUCAUGUUCCUGUCAGAAGAGGAGGUCCUCUCAGACCUAAAGUUUGAAAAGAACCGACAACCGCCGAAGUUGAUAUGGUGGGAGAGAGGACUGACCUAUGGAGAGUGGACAGACGGACCUAACGGGGAUGGAACACGCGAGGCGCACGUCAAGUUUGACACUUCCGAGAAACUGAGGAACAACGGCUCGAUAUUCCUCCAUGUGUAUUUCAUCAAGCACGAUGACCACUACAACAUGCAGACGGAGAUGCCCAGUGAGAAGUUGCUACGUAGUCAGCAAACUGUGUACUCAAGGAGACAAGUCAACAAGUUCCGUCGUCUGCGGUUCACUAAGACACAGAAUCUUCUGACUGGAGAGACGGCUGCUACACCUGAAGAAGUGCUGAAAGCUGAGACUUUAAAGACAGAAAUAGUCUCUCAUUGGCACCCAAAUUUGACAGUGAACAUCGUAGUGGACCAAACUAACUGGGUACCUGGAGGCGUCCCUCCUCCCAUCAAUGAGUUUGUUGAGUUUACCGUCACUGGAGAACACUACAAACCCAUUGUAUUCUUCAACGAGUUUUGGAACCUGAUCAGGGAUUAUCAUCCAAUCAAUGAAACUUGCAAGACUCUGGAGCUUCACCUGACAUUCCAGCCAUUGUCGUUGUUCCGAUGGCAGAUCUACGCCACACAGACCAUGAAACACAAGUGGUCUGUCAACCUUUUCCAGGAGGAACAUCAAGAUGAUGAGGACCAAGACUCUCUCAAGGAGGCAUUGCUGGAAACAUCUCCAUAUCUCCUGGCAGCAACAGUAGUAGUCUCCAUAUUGCACAGUGUCUUUGAACUGCUGGCUUUCAAGAAUGAUAUUCAGUUUUGGAACAAUCGCAAGUCACUGGAAGGCCUCUCUGUUAGAUCAGUUUUCUUCAACGUCUUCCAGUCUUUGAUCGUUUUCUUGUAUGUGUUUGACAACGAUGCCAACACCUUGAUUAGAAUAAGCUGUUUUGUUGGACUUUGCAUCGAACUUUGGAAAAUAAACAAGGUGGUGAACAUAACUUUAGACCGAGAAAACAGAAUAUUUGGUUUUCCAAGACUAAGGUUUGAAGACAAAGGCUCGUACGUGGAGAGCAGCACCAGGGAGUACGACCAGUUAGCGUUCAAAUAUCUGUCCUGGGUCUGCUACCCUCUACUGGUCGGCUACGCUGUCUACUCCCUACUGUACCUGGAGCACAAGGGAUGGUACUCCUGGCUGCUUAACAUGAUCUACGGGUUCCUCCUCACCUUCGGCUUCAUAAUGAUGACGCCGCAGCUAUUCAUCAACUACAAACUCAAGUCUGUCGCACACCUGCCUUGGCGAAUGAUGUCCUACAAGUGUCUCAACACUUUCAUCGAUGACAUCUUUGCUUUUGUCAUCAAGAUGCCCACCAUGUACCGUCUGGGAUGUUUCAGGGAUGACAUAGUAUUUUUCAUCUUUCUCUACCAAAGAUGGAUAUACAAAACCGAUCCAAAGAGGAUCAAUGAGUUUGGUUACUCUGGUGAGAUGGAGACUAACGGAACGGCCGCUGUGGAGGGUCAAGCGGCCAUCGAAGAUACGCAGAAGAGCUCCGAUGACAAGAAGAAAGAUUAACGCAUCUGGAAAAGCUAGUUGUUAAUCUCUGAAUGUUGUUUAGCGAUAAAACGUAAUAUUUAUAAUUUGUUAUAAGCUUUUACAAUGGUUUUCAAAUGAAAUUUGAAGUCGUUGGCUUUAAAAUUAAUCACCUAGAUAAGAAAAUCAAUAUUUAUAUAUUACACCCGUUCUGUUUUCAGUGCACUCAUUUGCUGUUUUUAUAAAUUAUCAGGUAUACUUUUUUACCAAGUUCUAUGUGAUUUUAUUUUCACUCGAGUAGACUUUAUUGAAAGUAUUUUUAAAGAAAUGCAAUUUAGAAGUACAAAGUAUUUUGUACUAGUGAUAUUUCUUUAGGUGUCGUUUGAGUUAGUUAUGUGACCUUAAAUGAAAUUUAUAUUGAUGUAUGUAUGUUUAUACUUUCCUGCCGCUGUUUCAAGUUUUUAUAGUAUUGAAAAUAAAAGUUAUCAGUUGAAAACAGUA